AAAAAAAUAUAAAGUAUAAGGAACUGUUUCCAUUUUUCCUCUCUUGGUUCAUAUAACUAUCUAUUUACAGAUAGGCUUUUGAUUGAUAAAUAACAUAAGACAUAGAUAGAGAGAGAGAGUGUAUAAGACAUGCUCACUUCUCCUCAGCUUCCUAGCCACUUGCUUAAGCUUGCAUCAAUCUUCUCUCUUCAUUCUUAUAUCUCUUCUUAUCAAUUGAUCUUCUUCUUGUUCUUGAAAUUCAUCUCUCUUCUUGUACCAAGAUCCAAAGGUUAGAAAUUCUUUAGGGAGAAAAAUCAAAGACAACAUAUAUAGUUAGAAGCUGCUAAUUAAUUAGCAAACAAAAUUUUGCAUAAAAGUGAAGUUCUUUAUAUGAUCUUGUGAUGGGUUUAAGUUCAAAACAAGUUUCAAGUGAUAGGCAUGGUUGGAACCAAGCUUUGUUACAAGCCAACACCAUUGAGCUUCCAAAAUCUUCUUCAUUGAAGAGACAAGCAUCACAAGUACAACAACAACAACAACAAUCUGAGCCAUUGAAAUGCCCUAGAUGUGAUUCCAUUAACACAAAGUUUUGCUAUUACAACAACUACAACAAAACACAACCUAGGCAUUUUUGCAAGGCUUGUAAGAGGCAUUGGACCAAAGGUGGUACCCUACGUAACGUCCCUGUUGGCGGUGGCCGGAAAAACAAGCGCCUCAAGACGUCGAACCCGGGUGCUAAAACCUCCUCUAAGACCAAUAACUCAACCUCAACCACAACCACAACCACCUCCAAUGACAACAUUAAGUUGGUAUUACAAAGCCAACAACAAGAACAAGCAAGGUUUAGUCUCCCACUUGGAGGAGCAGCAUCACUAGGUGGUAGUUUUGAUGAUAAAAACAACUUCUCAGAUGCAUUUUAUCAAACAGUUAUUAGACAACCAACUUCUUCACUUCCAGAAAACUCCAUAAUCUUCAACAAUAAGAGCUUAAAUGAUGGAAAUUUUCUGGGUUCAUCAACUCUAUCUCUUCCUCAGAACAAUAAUAAUAAUAAUGAUCAAGAUCAUUUACAAUUCCCAUACUCAAAUUUGGGUAGUUUUGAAAGUAACCCAUGUUCAAUUUCUUCAUCAAAUUUUUACAAUUAUACAGGGGAUCAAGCUGCUGUGAUUGAAGAUACAGUGAUGAACAGUUUGAAUAAUACAAGUAGCAGCUCAAUGAGUGAUCAUCAUCAACAAUGGACAACAACAAACACUGUUAUUGAUAUGUCUAAUAGUUGGGGUUGGGAUGAUUUUGAUAAAUUUGUUUCUGUUGAAGCUGAUCUUACUAUGCCAUGGGAUGAAACAGAGAUCAAACCUUUAGGUCCUUGACCAUCAAGUAAAAUUUAUAUUUUUAUACUUUAUAAUAUCAUUAUCAUCUUACCAUAUCUAAGUUAGAUUAGUAUGUGUUCAUAUGGAUUUGGGGUUUUUCUUUUUUUUCUUUUUUCAGGGUUUAUCUUUGAUUAAUUUGACAAUGCUUUGUUCAUUUGACUAUUGUAAUGUAAUAGAGAUAAGUGACUGUUUAAAUCUACCCUCCUUUUUAUGGGUUACUUUAAUUUUUUUGGUAUGACACCAAGUUCAUAAUUGAGAAUAAUCAAGUUUAAGCUA
Messenger RNA from Beta vulgaris subsp. vulgaris (sugar beet), 1616 nucleotides. RefSeq names its product dof zinc finger protein DOF2.2. The record is from RefSeq and is a predicted model, not a curated record. Gene Ontology annotation, biological process: regulation of DNA-templated transcription. The transcript has a single exon. NCBI's taxonomy places the organism in Eukaryota, Viridiplantae, Streptophyta, Magnoliopsida, Caryophyllales, Amaranthaceae. Bases 381 to 1340 code for a protein of 319 amino acids. Gene Ontology annotation, molecular function: DNA binding; DNA-binding transcription factor activity.